Mya arenaria is the source of this 6559-nucleotide messenger RNA. RefSeq names its product interferon-induced very large GTPase 1-like. NCBI's taxonomy places the organism in Eukaryota, Metazoa, Mollusca, Bivalvia, Myida, Myidae. The transcript has 8 exons. The record is from RefSeq and is a predicted model, not a curated record. Bases 205 to 4917 code for a protein of 1570 amino acids. Gene Ontology annotation, molecular function: GTP binding.
AAAAUUGUUCAACUGAGGAUGAAAUUAAGGUAAUGAUAAAGAUGUAACAUAUGGUAUAAAUUUCCUAUGUACAUGCCAUAAGGAAGCAUUUACAAUUCCUGGGUGUUAACCUGUCAUCGACGGAUCCCCGAUUGGGCAUUGAAAACCAGGACCCGCAGAUCCAGGGUCCGUAACUAUAAGCCAUCGCCACCAAUAACUAAAUAGAUGGAUCUUCAUCAAUGGAGAUGGCUUUUUGGUGAACAUAACCUGGCUCCAGUUUGGAAAGAUUUUAUCAUGGGUGUUGACAUACAAACCUACAGAGCUCGAAUAGGAACGAACAAGUUUGCAUUCGGCUCUGAUGUUGUAACUUUAAGCAUAUCAGUCAACUUUAGCAUUUUCUUGAAAAUUACAACGGUUUCUCUCUUCUUGGUUGUUAUGUGCCUGAUGCUGUGGUCAAGCGCCUUCGAGUUCAGUCUUAUAGAUGCCGUUGAUGUAUCUAACGAGACGAAGGCAGAACAGAAUUUGCAGUUGCAAUUGCCAAGUAUAGAUGCAGUCCGAUGUAUACCUCCCAUUUUGGGUCCUUUGUGGAACUGUUUGGUAUUAAAACAGAGAGUUGCAGGGUUAACGGGAGCAGUUCUAUUUAUCGGUUUUCUCUUACUCAAAGCGGGAAUAGAACCAAACCCAGGACCUAUACCAGAAUUCCCUAUGGUGGUCGGACUUACAGACAAGCUUAAACUGACAGUAAAGUGUGGCAAAUUGCAUGAAGUUCAGAACGCGUGCUUGUUGGUGGGUGAUGCAUUUCAAACGCACAAUCAAGAGGUUUUAAGAGCCCAUUUUCCGGUUUGGGAUGAGUAUAAACCAUAUUCGGCCACAAAGGUCAAAACAUUUGGAAAUGAUUUGAAGAAUGCCGUUGCUAAAGGUCUCACGCAGUGCGAAGAAAGCCCUUGUUCCAUAGCAGCAUUUUCACCUAUCGUAGCAGGUAAAAGUUGUCAACAAUUGUCAGAAGUUUAUAUUGGAUUUGGAAUCCUUGAAUUUCUCAAAGAGACGAAAGGUACAUUACAAGAGAUUCAAAUUGUCGGCGAGGAUGAGAAAAUUUUAUUUGAUAUACACCAUUGUUUGUCAUACAUGGUGCAAUCAAAUACACAGCCUCCUUGGUUUGACAUCUCCAUUUUCAUGACAACGGAUGUAGAUGCCAACGUUAAAUUGACUGGGAGAGCAAAGCACAGUUCCUUCAGUGCAGCGGUUCAAGCAACUUUCGAGAUGCUCAGUCUGACUGAAAGACUUCGUAAGAAAAUAACGCUGAACGAAGCACUGGCUGUAGACAUUUCAAGUCCGGAUUCUGAUAGGGGACCAUCAGACAUGCCGUGGACACUUCUCCACGAACUUCUUCACGGCAAUUGGGAAGGCAGAGAUAACGUACCUGACACACAGCAGGACGAUAUUGGUGAUUGGCUUGAAGAGAAUGCUGACUCACAAGCGGUAACUGAAAUGUGUGCCAUGGACAUUUUUAUGGCCACAUUUCAUUCAUGCGAUGGACUUUUGAAACAAGCGCUUUUUAAGAAGAUGUAUCUGUGUAAAAUUGCCAUGCCUUUUUUGUACCAUUCAAUUAAAACAAAUGCGCUUCAAAUUUCCUUAUGGCCUUUACAACAGUUUCCGAUUUCAAAUGAUAAUAAUUUAGAGCAUUGCGCUUUAACCAUGGAAACCAAAUUGAUAACAUUUGUUCGCCUUGGCAGGCCUCAAUUUUCGAAAUCAAUGUUACUUAAUCGCUUUAUCCAAAAUAGGAAUGACGCAUUCUCAAUCUUUUUCAACAGGGAAUGCAAGUCAGGCCUGUUAAGUCGCGUUCUUUUUAAAAGAGUCGUCGAGAUAUUUUGGGACUCACCCGCAAGUAAAAACAAACCGAUAAGAACAUAUAUGAAUUUCAGAGGCGACUUUGCUGAGGAAUUCGAACCCAAAACCACUAUUUGGAAUUGUUUAAUUCAAACAACAGACAUGUUUGUUGUUAUAAUUGACCUAAAUGAAAUGGUGAGCAAUUUUGAGAAUUAUAGCAAACUGCUCAUUGAAAUACCGAAAUGCAUGAUAUUGUUCUCUGAGCACACUGAAGUCGAAAGAGAAACUAAAAAAGAUAUCCAAGACAAAAUGAAAAAGCUAUGUUAUAAUCACAAAGAAAAAUUUAAAGUAAUUUCCACGCAUGAAAACGAAACAGAAAAGGAAACUGAAAAACUAUUGAAAAACAUCCGCAGUAACAUAGACAAACAUUUCGAAAUAUAUCAGGCUGUGCUUCCGUUAGAAGUAAGAAUCAACACUUUUAACGAAAACAAUGGUCAAAUUUUGGAGGAGGAAGAAAACGAAGACUUAAUUUUUGGAAAAAAAUUAGCAAAAUGGCUGAUGUCUGAGAUGGCUACUGAAGUAAGUAUGCAAAAGCAUGAACAAACAGAUGAUGAAAACAGUUUUCAAAACUGCAUUAGUAUUUUAACACCAUUGUCUUAUUUUCAUUCUCCAAAAUUGAUGGAAAAAUUGAGACAAAAGAACAGGGCAGAAGAUCGACAUGAAACAGAAAAGUAUAACGACGCAAUUUAUAACACACGGAAAGAAAACCUUUCAAAUAUUUCAAACACAGUCCGACUUUUGGCAAAAUAUCUGGUGAAUACAAGACAACUAAACAUUAGGCAAAAGUACUUCAUUGGGUGGCUUAGACUUUUUAUGGAACAAGAAUUAUCUAUUUUUUUAUGCAAAAUGGCAAAGAUAAAAAACAAGAUAUUAGACUUAAUUGCUGAAAACAAGACAAGGCACGGAUCGGAUACGGACAAUGAAAACCAGCGAUUAAACUUAGAUAACAUUAUACAGCUUUCAUCUCUAACAGUUGAGCAUCUUUUUCGCGAAAUCAGUCACGUUUAUGAUUCUAUCAUUGAAUUAGAUGAGGACCCUAGGAAAUAUUGUUUACCAAGUGUAAAUGACUGUGUGGAAACAUUUUCUUAUUUUAUCAUAGAAAACGAGACAGUUGAACUGAUGACGGAGUCUUUUUUCAUGCCUCGAAAAUGGUUGCAAUACAUUUUCAGAUCAGUAGACAAAAGGCUGCGUGUGCAUAACAUCAAAACUAUUUCCGUCUUAGGGCUACAAAGCUCUGGUAAGUCUACUGUUUUAAAUACAAUGUUUGGCGUGCAGUUUGCUGUUAGAUCAGGUCACUGCACUACAGGAAUUCAAGCAAAGUUGCUUCCUGUGAGGCAACGCAACAUAGAAAAUCAUGCGUCAGAUUACGUUAUGAUUUUAAACACAGAAGGUCUUAGAUCAACGUUUUCGUCCAAUGUCUGGAGGCCUCAAUACUUUGAUAAUGAACUUGCUACAUUUGUUAUUGGGUUAGGAAACCUGUCGUUAUUAAACAUUAUGGGUGAAAAAAUAGCAGAUAUGAAAGACAUCAUGCAAGUUGUUAUGAACGCUCUUCUCAAAAUAAAAUCAUCACAAAGUCGCAUCGCUCUAGGCCAUAAAUGUUUCUUUAUUCAUCAUAACGUUACAGUCCGUUUUACUGAUGUUUACAUGAAAGAAUUGUACAGGGAUUUCGACUCAACAUUAGAUGAAGUGGCUCGAGAGGCUGCCGCAUCUGAAGGGAUUCCAGAUAUUUAUAACGCUAAAGAUGUACUUAUGUUUGACGCAGAAAAAGAUAUACACCCUGUCCAUUAUCUUUGGCAAUGUGAUAAUUCUUUGAUGAGAAUUAGUCCUGAUUACAGUAAGCGAAUGAUGGAAAUAAAAAUUAAAGCGAUGAAAUUAUUACCAAAUUAUGGCUUUAAAUCCUUGUCAGAGUUAAAUCAGCUUGCGUCCGAUCUUUGGGAUGGUAUAAAUUCUGAAAGAUACAUAUUCACCUUUCGAAGUAGCUUAGCAAUGAAAGCUUUUUUUAGGGCUGAAGACUAUUUUAAACUAUUAGUCAGGAACAUUGGGUUUCAGGCGAGAGACGAAAAAGUUUAUCAAUGUUUCAAAUAUAUGUCUGACUGUCAAAAUGAAGAAGAACUUAAAACAACAACAAACGAAGUAGCUUCUUCGAUGAACGCUUUCAUCUCGGAAAAAAGAGAUGGAAUAAAAAAGGAAUUCGAGGGGUUUUUAGAAAAAGAACGGCAUAUGGACAAUGUAUAUAGCUGGAGUUCAUUUUAUUCACCAAGAUUCGAAAACGAGCUAAAGGAACUGAAAAGACGGAUAGAAAAUGAAACAAAUCAGUAUUUUGAUGAACAGUUGGUGAAAAUGAGAACAUUUGCAGUAAGUUCAUCUAGCAGAAAUAAAUUACGGAAAAAAUCUGCUGAAAUAUUUUCAUCAUCAAAAAGUACUAGCGAAAAAAAGGCUGAAUUUGAUAAAAUAUGGAAAGAUUUCGAGGAUAAUAUUAAAAAACAGACUCUUUCAAUCGAAGAUGACAGUUUAUACAACUAUUUUGUUCAACAGUAUGAACAGACGUUUUCGAAAUAUCAAUCCGCUUACACUGAUACUCACAUGCAACGGAUAAAAAGGGACUAUGGAGACGAAAGCUAUUAUAAACGUCUGUGUGGUAGAAAUGGUAUAACUAAAGCCGAUUUUAACCUGUCAGUGAGGAGCCAUUACACUCAGUUCCGUUGGAAUAAAGAUUUUCUUCAUGACAUAGUUCAUCCGGGGCUGAACAAGUUUGUCUGGGAAAUUGAAGGCCUGAUUUCUAGUUACAAUAAUAAAGAACGGCUACUUUUAUCAAACGAUGUUGUUGACUUUUCCGGAGACUUUGAAAAGUGUCAGGUCAAAUUUGUAGAAGACUUAAAAAAGAUGGGAAUACAUGCAAAAACAAGUUUUUCACAAAAACUAUUCGCGGAUGGGUUUAAUUUUGCUUCUAAGGAGUUUACACAGCAUAAUAUUCAGUACGAUUUAAAUAAAGGUGUAACAUACCAACUUAAGAAAUGUGAACGAGAAAUGUAUGCAAUAUUUGAAGAAUAACUUCGGGAUAGAUCUGUUGAAUGCGCAGCGUGCGUUUUAUUUGUUCUUGAACUCGAAAUUGUCUUAAAGAAGUUAUAGAAUCAAAAUUACCAACGUCGUUAUAUACCAGGGAUCCGAAACAAUUUGCAUUUGAAUGGUUUAAGCGUGAACCUUCAGGUAAAUUUGACGAAACACUACAAAACGUACUGCAAUAUAAUAUAAUAGAUAAUGAACAAGAUAAUAAAAACGCACUUAAACAAUGCAAAAAAAAAAACAAUAAAAGCAAAAGAAAGAACUAAUGACUGAUGAAUGGUUAGAACAUUUUGAAAAUGAAAUCAAACAUAUUGCAAUUGAUACUAAAAACUUCUCCGAAUUUCUUAAUAAAUACACAUUGAAGAACGUAGUCCAUUUUACCACAGAAGUCUUGGAUGAAAAACAUUUCGCAACAAUGUUAAACUUUUUGAAUGGCGAACUUCGAAGGAAUGUUAAAAGAGCAGUUUUCACUGAAUCUAAUGACUUCCGUAACAUGUUCGAUGACAUUUGUGGUUGUCCUGAAUUGUGCCCGUUUUGCCGCGAACCAUGCAUUAAAAGCAAGGACCUUGCACCUUUAUCAAAACACGAGUGUCUGCAACACAAGCCUCGAAGUUUUAAAGGCAUUCGUGACAAAUUCAACUCAAAUUGUUUUGAUGUUUGUAAUUACGAAGUAUGUUCAAGAACAAGUACGUAGUUCCGAUAUUAAUGGGGCCUGUGUCUGCACAAAAAGUAACUUACCAGAUUUCCUUGCGAUUGUGUUUUCAUAUAUAGGAGUUCAAUCUGGCGAGUUUCAUUUUUACAAGAAAUACUCUUCAAACUAUGGGACAUAAAGCCUUCUAACAAUACUGAAGAGUGCUCAACUAACUCGUAGGCAAAUGUUAAGCAAUUCCAAAGCGAUGGAAGAAAAUAUCAAAGGAAAAAGCAUUUGAAAGUUUAAAUGAACUUUUCACAUAAGUCUUGACGCGAUCCGACAACUUUCUUUCUACAUGCAUAGUCCAGUGAUGUAAGAAAGGAAGAUAUAUAUGCUGAGCAAAUAAUCAGAUGAAAUGAAUAUAGUAUACGGAACUAUAUUAAGUAUCAUACAAUAUACAAGAACACUGGUAAUUACGGUGAAUAGUUUAGUUACAAAGUGGGGCUUACGUUAAUAGAUAAAGGUAGUCGUGUUUUGUUACGUGAUGUGUGACCUUUUGAAGUAUUGUAUUGUAAAAAAACUAAACAAGGCAACAGUGUAUUUUUCUUAUUCAUUUUAAAUCAAUAUGCGCACUAAUAUCAAAACAGAAUAAUCCAAUUUAUAUUCAACCGAAAGAGAGACCGUGUAAUUUUGUAACAUGCACAGUUAGCGUUUUAAAUAAUCGCUUUUCACUGCAAAGUUGACCUAUUUUAAUUUAUUGAAAGCGCAUGUUAUGACAUGACUAUAUUUGUAUGAAUAUGUCCAUAUAUUGUUGCAAACUUUGCUUGAAAUGUAGACGACUUCCACUAUAAUUAUAGAUUCUGUCUAUGUAUUAUGUAAAACCUGUUACACUGAAGCACUUCGGCUGCCGAGCAGCAUUGAACAAUAAUCCAGGUCAUGAACUCGAAUUUUAUGGUUAGUUAUCUAUUUACCACCGUAACCUAUUUUGUUGUCCUUUAA